This is a messenger RNA of Arabis nemorensis, 231 nucleotides long. Lineage: Eukaryota; Viridiplantae; Streptophyta; Magnoliopsida; Brassicales; Brassicaceae. The record is from the annotation of a GenBank genome assembly.
AUGGCAUCAAUAAGAAGAGCGUCUUUCUUCGUGCCAUCACCAGAGGGUUACGCAAAGGCAGCACUGCGUUUCGUAGGCUAUGAAGCAUGUUGCACACCGCACUGGCCUCACGCUCUCGUGGGUUCAGUUGUCUCUGCAUUGCCCGUGAGAAUUUUCGAGUCGUUUUACGUUAAGAGAUGCCUCCAGACCCGGAAGAAGGGGAUGCUUAAAGAGUCCAUGAAAAAGAAAUGA